AUGUCUCUCUUCAAGUCCAACAAGAACAAGACUGCCUCUGCUGCCUCGACCCCAGCUCAGACUCCUCGUCCUUCUGUCGAUGCCCAGCGUCCCGCCCAAGCCAAGAUGACCCGUGACCAGGCCCUCGAGAUGGCCCUCCGCAAGUCGGUGCAGACCAUGCCUGCCAACUUCAACCUUAUUAUGAUGACACAGAAGAACGGACGACUGAUCAGUCUGAUCCAUUAA
Molecule: messenger RNA, 225 nt
Organism: Linnemannia hyalina
Lineage: Eukaryota; Fungi; Mortierellomycota; Mortierellomycetes; Mortierellales; Mortierellaceae
Source: the annotation of a GenBank genome assembly